CCAGAGGGUGAGGGUGGCACAGCAUCCCUCUGAGUCCCUGAAAGCAGUCACGCUCUGAGCCUGUCAGUGAAUAGAGCUUUCAGACCAAAAAACAAUCCAGACCAGAGACAAACAUAUCUGGGCUGAACGCUACGAGGGGAAGGAGGUGCGUUCAUAAUUGAUUUCCUCCAUUAGUGAACUCGAUAAACUCAUGAGAAACGUAUUAAUAAGUGAAAUAAAAAUGAAACCAAUUUAGAACGCGGGGUAAAUAUUUCAGGGUGUUAUAUGAACGCUGAAGGUGUUAUGAUAAUGAACGCCACGUCUAUAAUCUAUUUCCUGUGAACGUAGAUAUUAUUGAACGCCUUAUGAGUGAGGUGAACGCCAAGCCUAUAAUCUAUCUCCUGUGAACGUAGAUGUUAUUGAACGCCUUAUGAACGUAUAACUCCCCUGAAAUCUAUUAGACAUGUGAACGCGCUUAUUCCUGUGACAAUCCCUCGUAAAAUAAGUGAACGUGUCUAACCCUUGAAGAAAGUGAACGCCCCCGCUGAACCCCAGACAACAACAACGAAAACAACAAGGAAGGUGAGGAAGAAAAACAAAAGAAGAAAGAAGAGGAGAAGAAGAGGAGGAAGUGAAGAAGAAAAAGGAAGAAGAGGGAUAAAGAUGGGGAAGAGGAAGACCAUUGAUGAAGAUUGGGAGAGGGAGGAACUGGCUGUCCCUCUCCCUAUACAAACCUUCCUGUGGCGCCAGAGCAGUCCUUUCAUCAGACCAAAAUUGGGGAAACUCCACGAAGCUACCUGUAUGUUCUGCCAGACAGCUCCUAGUCACCACGAGAUCAAGGAAGCCUCCAAGUCGCUGGAGAAAGUGUUGGUUCAGAAUAUUCUCUUCGGUCUGUCUCCCUCACUGACCGAUGCUAUUAAGAGUAUUCCAAGAUGGCGGUUCAUCCAGGCAGCCGUCCCUCAUGUUAUGCACUGCGCUGCCUCCCUUCUCUACAACAGGCGAGAGUCGACCAUCACCAACUUGGGGGCGGCGGAGACAAAGCUGCUGUACACUUUACACUGGAUCAUCCUGGACGCCGCUGAGGAGUGUGCUGACGCUGACCACGAGAAGGGCAUCAACAAGGCCAACACCUUCCCCUACCUCUUCUCUAUCGCUACCAUCCAGGUCUUCAUCUACCUCUUCACACCUCUACUACACACGCUGAAGGAAUCUGACUUCCAGAAUUUCCGGCUUGAAAAUGGAUUAAAGAUCUGGACGGCCCUGUGGGAGUAUAGACACCCGGACGUCCCUGCCUUCACCACCCCUGUCAGACCUCGCAGGCAAGUUCUCCGGGCUAAGAAAGUGAGACGCUCCAACACCCAGUUCGGUGACGUGUUUCUCGGCGGUGGAGCUGGUCGAAUAGGUAUCAGCCCUGACGACGACACACUCCUGUUCCUCUUGAAUGGGGGAAAGAGUCGCUCCAUCACACCUCCGCCUAGUGACCCUACGUCGUCCUCGACAUUGGACUCGAGGAUCCCAGAUGCUGCCAAACUGGAGGAGGAGCUGCGGCUCCUGAGUGGAAAUCGUGAAGCAACCUUUCCAGAGACCAUCCCAGAGGAAACGUCUAGCACUGAGGAGGAGCAUGUGGUGAUAUUCAGACUUGGCUCCUACCCUGACAACGAUGGCAAGGAGUCGCACGUAUACAAGGCUGAACAUCCAUCAUCCUUCCUUCGUCCACCCACUGUGGAGAUCAGUGACACCACCACCUCCCCGACACAGCCGCCAUCCGUCGCCGCGUCUACACCCACAGAGUCCCAAACGCCGAGGCUCAAUGAAAUCAAUUCUUCUGCCAAGACCAGUGUGUCGGGUCCAGGUGGUAAGCCCAACUCUCUCAUCGACCCAACUUUGGCCACUUUUCUUGACGUUGCUGUUCUUCGCUGCUUGUUUGUACACCAGUGGAUGGAAGAAGGUGUAUAUUGGGCCCUUAAUUUUAUCUACAGAAGAGCGCAAAGACUACAGGAUAUUGGCGAGGAGACGGGGUAUACUAUUCCUCCCAGGCGUCGGAGCAACUCUCUUCCCAUUCCCAAGAUCCAUGUAUCCCUCCACUGUGACCAGGCCGAGGAGAGGAAGCCCAAGGAAGGACCAGAACAGAGUGAUCAGUCCUCGUCGGAUUAUAUUAGUGACUCCGAGACCUCAUCUCGGAGCGGACAGAACUCGAGCGACAUGAGCAUCGUCAGCAAGUCGAUCAUCCUCCCUUCCUCCUAUCACCACCACCAUUUACCACCAGAGGGUGCUGGCGAGAAGCUCCUCACCACACACCGAGAUAGAAAAUUCAAGUUCUUCCCCAAAGGCAGUGUGCUCUCUGUCCGCGACUUCUUUUGCAAGGAGAAGGAAGAGUCCGAGACGACAAAGCUGAAGAGAGAGAAGUGUCGGCUUUUCCUUGAUCUGAAUUCACCUUACCUGGCAGAUCCACCGUGCCCUCGGCGAGAGGGUAUGUCAAGCUCUGGGGGCAGCACAAGGAAGAAAAAGAAACUUACUGAGCUUAGAGCUUUUGUUGAGACUAAGCUGAGGUCAUGCUCAGAGAAAGCCCUUGAGAAGAUAGGUCAUGAGGACUCGAGGAGGUCAUCCGUGUCUGAGGAACCGCCUGGGGCAGGGGGGGAGUUUGGUGGCAGUUCUUGGGGCAUCGACGGAGAAAAGUCGCGGCCACAGUCUGCCUUGGAUAAGUUUGUGGAGGAUCACCAUCAACCGUGUCCUCCAUCACCAAGAUUUCCCCCAAUUGGUCUAGUUAAGGGCAAGAGUAUGCCAUCCCUCAGCAGCCUCAUUGAUGAGCUGCCGUGCCUGGGGUAUGUAGGUGAAGGCCGACCAGACAGACGAGCCUUCCCCCAGAUGAUAGGGGCGACUCACCCCAUCAUCACCGUCACCCAGCACACGCCGUCUCCCAGUGAGCACGGGUGGAGGGACCAGGCAUCACAGAGCGGAAGCAUCGAAGGUCACGUCAUAUACCAGAAGCCUCCACUGUCGCGCUCCCAGACGGACUCCAACAUACAGUACUCACACGAGGAGGCCGUUGAAGUCCCAGGGUCAACCCACUACAUCACCCGCGACGGUCACAUCAACCUCCACGUUCUCCUGAAGGCAGCACAGUCUGUAGCUCAGCGCGACGCCCACGUUUGUUCUCUACGAGUGUGUGAAAUUCUUCUCCACCUCCUGGACUUCCUGUUGGACUUGGGGCUUCUCAAGACACCAAAACGAUGGGAGAAACUGGACAAAGAGGAAGGAGAAGAUGACCCCAAGCCACCACAGAAGGACAAGGAACAGAAGCAUCACUAUAUAUUUAUGGACACAAUUAUCAGGAUUUACCGACACCUCGGAUGUCAACAUGGAUGUAACGACGGACACCGGGGUCCGCCGGCUGACUUCCUGAGGUACACCGGUCAGGGCCUCUUGGCUCGACUGUACCGCUCCGACCAGAGUGCCUUUAGGAAGUACCUCAGGAUGUACGUCAAGACCAAAACAAUGAUGGAAAUUCUGGAGUUUUUCCACGCCUUCCUCGGCUUUUGUGUUGACCCCGGAUCACUGCUGUCGCCCAUUAGUCAGAAGAGGACAGGCUCAGGUAAAGGUGUUGACAACCAGCAGGGAGGAUAUGCCACCAACUUUGGGGCCUCACUUGGUGGUGCUGGCUCCAGGGGCAUUGAGGGACAGCUGGUGGCUUCUGUGUUUAAGGCUCUGGUGUCUCGGUUUGUUAAGUCAAGCAAAGAAUUAAAGAAUCCAGAGAAUAUGGCUGUGUACUGUGAUGUGCGCCAACUGUUGGGAUACAUCAGGGAAGGUCACGGUGGAGUGUUCCGCAGGGUGGCACUGUCAGGUCUCAUCGACUCUGCCGAUCGCCCUCACAAACAUAGGCAGAAGCUACAAACUACCCGAGUUGUCAGACGUGUGACGGUGGAGGAGGACGCAUAUCGGGAUUCUCCUCCGACCAUGACCGAGGAAGGAGGUGAAGGUGGUAAAGGAAGGAAAGGACUCUUCAAGAAGAAGUCCACAUCUUCCUCCAUUUCCUCAGUCAUGAGAAAAGCUCCCUCAGUUAGCAGUGUCUAUGAUGACCAACAAGAGGACUCUCCAGGUGGCCAGAGUCCAGUGUCAACAGUACGUCGACGUCACACUCAGAUGUUGGCAUCUCGACCUUUAGAGUACGACCACCUUGCACCAAAUGCCCAUCCUAAAGGCAGAAGAGUAUCUAAGUUUGUGAGUUGGCUCAGGGGUCGAAGUAUGGAUGGAGGAGGAGGAAUUAAUCCAUACCUCGACGAGCAUGUGGAGCUGCCCCCAGCCCUUGCUCGCCGCCUCUCCCACUCGGCAUCACACAGCAUCUCCCACGGUCUGGCCGGUGGUGUUACCCGGCCAAGACUGAUCACCAAGCCUGGAGCCGGACCCAUGGGUAUCAGGCUGAUGAUGGUGCGUCGUAGGGUAGAGGACCAUGUUGGGAGGAUCAGCUUUGGGAAGGGGAAGAAGAAGGACUACAGUUGUGAUGAGACACCAGACCCAAGCCGGAGGAACAGUCUUGAUCUAGACGGAGGAGUGCGAGAGACAAGUGUAGUUCUUGUGAGGGAAAGAAAGCUGGUGCCUAUGGACCUUGUGAGGAAUGGAAUGUUGCGCUUUAACUUCCUGCUGGAGACCUGCCAGCCUGGCUCUGUACCAGACCCACAACUCAUAGCUGCUGUGUUGGACCUGCCCGGUGCACCAGUGGUAGCCCGCGCUGCCUUCCUCAUGGAGAUCGCUCACUUCAUACACCGCUGUAACCGUGGUGCUUGGCCAGCUUGGAUCAAGAUGUCCCUACCAAUGUACCGCCCAUCAGUUCCUCUCAGUCGGACUCCUCCUUCAGGAGCAAGAAGGAUGAACAUCCUUCAGCGUGCUGCUGGCAGGAUGUUUUAUCAGUGGGCUGAGGCCCUGGGGACACGCCUGGAAGAACUGCUGGAAGAGUCUGGACCCACAGUGGAGGAGGUCGUGUCCCCUAUAACAGACACGGAGACUCGUCGUGCCCUCAGAGCCAACGAUGAAGAAGAAGACUUCCUCGAUGAAAUUAGUGUCAACCCAGGAGGAGCUGACUGUCCAACAGCCCUCAAGCUGGUGGCUGUGCAGGUGUUGCUGGAGAUCACUGCCUUCCUCAGGGAGACAUACACAGCCUUACCAAAGUCUUCCAGGUUAUCCGUUCGUGGUGAGCGACAGUCUGGUUGGGGUCCUCCUUGUGGUGGGUUGGGACUAGGAAGGGACCACGCCCGGCGAUGGUCCAUGGCCCUCUCCUCCAUGGGGUACUCCCACCCUUCUGCCCAGAGCCUACAGAGUAUCGGUGAAGGCCAUCCAGCUGGAUUUACCGGAGAGCGGAAGAUCAGCUUUGCCCUGCAUGACCCUGACAACGUAAGCCUCGGGAGCUCCAACACCACAGUCACGGUACAGAGCGGACAAUAUUGUGAGGAAGAGCGUAGGAGGACAGUGCAGUCCAGCCGUAGCCAUCACUUCCUGAAGAAGGGUGCGAGCCAUAAUUCAUCCUUUAAACGUCGCUCGUUCAAGUUAAGCAGAAGAAGCAAGGAGCCGGACUCUGACUCCAUCAAGAGGUCUGACAGUGUCAGGUCACGGAGGAAAGUGUCAGCAGUUAGUGAACGAUCUGAUACAUCUGAACUUUUGGAACAGGAGGUAUCUGGUGAGGAGUCCCCUGGAGUACUGAGUAAUGAGGACCUGCCAGAGAGCCCUACUGAUGGAGACCUGGACGAGGAGAGCCUUACAUCUAACAUGCCCUGGCUGAAGAUCAUAGUGAGAAUGUCAUCACUGUACAAUAUGACUUGUACCCACCAGACCUUCUGUCACCCUCACUGUUACAAGAGGAAUAUGAGAGCUUGUAGGAGACUCAUGCAUGCUGUCAGGAAGAUGUACGGUGAGGAGUUUGAGGAGCAGGAGGAGGAGGCGGCGAGGGUCGCUGACGGAGGCCGCGACAGUAAGAAGGACAAGAAACAAGGGAGGAAGGCGUCGGAACAGGGUCACAGCUCCCCACUCAAGAGGAAGGAGAGUUUUGCACGUCGGGAUAAGAUCGACCGUAGUGUGGACAUAUCAGCGGUGUUAACCCGGCUGGGCCACCAUCAGGGGUCGGCCGUUCACCUCUCCAAGGACACCAUUGACACCGAUGGUGAAGGUAAAGAGACGACUAAAGACAGCAGCAACAAGGAUGAAGAGAAAAAGAAGCCAAGAAAAGGAGAUACAAUGAUAAUGAAGUACAUGAAGACUCAGGUGAUGGGGUUAAGUCACGCACCAUUAUCAGUUGUGUGUAAGGCCGUGGCGGUGAUGUCAGAGGACCUACUGCUGGACGUUGUGCCUCAAGCCUGGGAGUUACUUCUGGAACAUGAUAAUGAGGUGACGGCAACUGCGGCUGUCACGUUCAUCCUGGCAGGUGUGCGUGUACCAAUCUAUGCCUCUGAUGUUAUGACUCGCGAGCUGACUCACCCAGAUCCAAACACUAGACUCAAUGCCAUUCUCAGGUUUCAAGUGUUGUGGCAGUCAAGGUACCAAGCUUGGCCACGGAUGGAAGAGGGAGCUCAGCUGACGUUUAAGGUGCCCCCCCAUGGGAUAGAGUUCACACUGCCAUCCCCCAAGAUAGGUGUAGAGUCUCUGCCUGUGGUUGACCCUCCCUGGAUGCCUCACUUCAAGACCAAUGUGGAUGAAGUUACCGUCAACCAAAUUCAACAUAGAUCAUUUGUGACAGCAACAAGGACCAGACGGAAGCUGCAGGCAGAGAUGCUCCGCACUGCCUUGGAUGCUGAGGAAAAGAAACGUCGCAUUGAACGUGAGAACUUCCUGCUAACUACUGUCCCCGUGACCAUUCAAGCGGCCUAUGAACCAGCGCUCCACCACGUGUCUGCUGACGAUCACGAGGAAGAUUUUGCAGGUGAGGAAGCGGAGGCCGAGGUGGGUAGAGGAGGAACUCACCAUGUCUCAGUAGCCCAGCAGCUGUUUCCCUCAUGCCUGUGUUCUGCUGUUCUCACCAUUAUACACCUCUUGGAUGACCCAGCUGUUACUCUUGAUGGUAUUGCUGUGUAUGAAGCAGCUCAGCAGGUGAUCUGGUCAUGUCUGGUAGAGGACUCGGCCUUGUUCCUGAGGUUCUUCUUGGAGAAACUAACUCGGGAACGUCAGGAUGUUAUGGUUCGGCUUCUUCGUCGUCUGGUUCGCUUCAUACCCCGGCUGCCUUCUCAGGCAGCUUUUGCCCUCUACAACUACAUGGUCGGGUAUGUGAUGUUUUAUGUAAGGAGUCCACAGGAGGCGUCACAGGACCACAUUGCCUCGGCUUUAUCUAUACUCUGGACAGUUGUUCCCAGCAUCCAGGGGAUACUCUUUAAAGACAUUAAGCAGAUUUUCCGGAAGGAGCAGUGCGACUCGGCCCUCUUAGUCACGGCAAAUGUUCCCUCGGCCAAGAAGAUAAUCGUACACGGCCCGGGAGGUAUUGAUGGUGGUGGCAUUCCUUCUCAAUUCCCCAUCCAGGAGGACACCCAGUUUUGCCAGAUCCUGCAGGAGAGUCUUGAUUUCUUUGGUAUUCUGGAGAACGACCAAAAGUACUACUUCCUGGUGGACCACAAGACUAAUCAGAUUCACAACUUGCAGUCCUACGUCCGUGACUUCUACUUCUUCAAGAGAGCUCAGUACCCACAACUGCUGAUGAUUCACAUGGAACCAGAUGCUGCCUACGAUGCCUUACAGAGACAGGCAUUCACCCUGAAGUUACUAGAGAUCGGCAAAGUUCUCAUGGCUUGGUCUAUCCUGAAGCGACCUGAUCAGGUGGCACAGCGAGUGUUCUUCUUACACGAGGAGUUGACUAAAUUACCCUCCUUCCCACGUAAAGCUCUGGAGGCAGACUUCAACCUGUACAAGGGAGGUGCUAUGGGAAAGGAAGUGCGAGGACUAGAUCAACUCCAUAAGUACAUGUGGGUACAACUGGUUAACCGGAUGUUUGAAGGUAUGGCUGGCAACCUGACCUACACUACUGACCUUCAUCUCUUCCUCAAUGUGAUCAAUGGAGCUCUUCUCCUCCACUGUGAAGACUCCUCCAUGUUGAGGCUCUGUAUGGCCUCUUACAUCAAUGCUGCUCACCACUUCAAGAACCUUUUUUCUACUAAUGGGUAUCUACACAUCAUGCCAACCAUCUUGCGAGUAUACAGCAACUACCAGAGCAACAAGAUGGUGGUGAGCGUGGUGGAGUUCAUAGUGAAGCAGCUGUACAUUAUGCACCGUAAACCCUUCAUCCUACAGAUGCUGGGAUCUGUUGCCUUAAUCCUGGAUAUGGAUGACAUGGCCAUUUAUGGUGAUGCCAAUAAGAUUCAGCCACGACGUCUGUUUGAUGUAUUGUUGUCCCUGGAGUGUCACCACGAGGACCCUCUUCACAUCCUCGACCUUGUUACUGUUGACAAGCCUCUCAGAGCACUGGACUUCUGCUACCAUGAAGAAACUGACUCGGUAUCCCUCCUGGAGGCAGUGGACAUGUGUGUGACGGUGGUGGCUUACUCUGCUGACUCCAAGAGAGGUCAUCAGAUGCUGAUAAUAUUGGAAGCCAUCUUGGGAUUAGUGCUGCGGCAUCUCCAGGCCACCGCUGGACGUGAUUUACGUCAAGAGAAAGAGACCAUCCACCACAUAGCUGUAGCGAUGAAGACUCUCGUCUCCAACUGUGAGCCACUGGCCAAGAACUACACAGGUCCCCAGAAGUCGGCCGGUGAAGGCAAGGGAUCAAGUCGAGCCACUUACUCCAAGACCUCCAAGGCCUACAAUCCUGCCAUAGAAGUUGAUGACGACUCGCACUCCAAAUACAUGAGUGACUCCAAGAGAUACCAAGCUUAUGAGAGAGAUAUGGAGGAUUCUGAGGCACUGCGACACGACUUCCGUCAGCCCCGCGAUACCCUGCUGCACGUGGUUGCCGAGUUCCUCACAACGUGCUCACUGAGGCUGGCAGAGAUAAACAAGAAAGCCGGACAAGACAACAAACACGCUGACCUUCUUGAUACUAAAUGCCAUCUACGUCUAGCAGAAGUAGCUCACAGCCUCCUGAAGGUGGCACCAUAUGACCCGGCUACCAUGGGCUGCCGAGGACUCCAGCGCUACAUGAACGAGAUCCUCCCACACCCUGACUGGUCCCACGAAGACCUCAGACCAGCUCUCGUUAACAUUCUCAGAAGACUUGAUAAAAUGUUCAAUAAGAUCGCCAAGAAAAAUUCAAUAAGGCGUUUGACAGAUUGGGGUGCUGCAGCGAACCUGUUGAAAGGCGUCUAUACAACACUGUCCAAGUACCCAUACAUUGCUCAUCUGCCUCACCUCAAGAUGGUCGUCCAUGUGUGUCAGUCACUGAUACUAGGGGAACGUGUAGGAGACUUGGAGGGUCACUGUGUUGCUGCCUGGACUCACUCUCCUCCUCCUCGCUUCUGCUCCAUGGUGGUCAAGAUCAUUGCCAUGCAGAUCUUGGCUCUUGGGAUGUUCAGCGAUGUAACUGGGGUGACUUAUUCUCUGGAACAAAUCUGUGGUGGGUCGUCUCUCUUCCCAACGCCCGACAAGACUGAGAACAUGAUCAUGAACCUCCUCCUUCCUCUGUGUCUCCGUGUUGGCUGUGGACGUAAAGAUGCUCCCAAAAUGCGACAAGCAGACAUUAGUUUUGCUCUUACGGUCGUUCUCCACGCCAUGAAUCCACCGCUGGCAAAGAUCGUACCUCUACACGGUCCUCAGGCUAAGGUCGUCCCGGGCUCUGACCCUCGUUCCCAGUCGUGGUCUCACCAGCAGCUUGAUCCUCGCGCUUAUCCUAAAGUCAAACCGACCAUUCUACGUAUUGCUUUCCUUGGACUGAAGGUGAUGAUGGUGUGUUUUGAGAAGCAGCUGUCCCAAGACUGGCACCGCGUCCUACACUGUCUGCGGGACAUGGACACACGCGGUGAAGGGGGAUUGGCUCUCUGGGACUUCUUAGACUUUGUUGUAUCUUUCCGCACGCCUCUCUUCAUCCAGAUGCGACCAUUCAUACUUUUAAAGCUUCUUCGUAAGUGUACAGAUGAAGGCAGCGAACAUUAUCAACUGAUCAUACACGAUCGUGUUCACGGCUGGUCACUGCCACCUCCACGAUGUAGAGGGUCACUCCUACUUGACCUCGCUCACCAGGUCAAGCAGCUGAUGGAGGAAGUCAUCACUGCUAAAGUAUCAGGAGAGCACGACGUCCGCCCGUCUGCACUAGAGAUCCAGAGUGAAGUGUCUCACGUCUCUCGUCGACCCAGGUUAUCUUACGCCGGCCCUCCCUCCGAAUGCCCUACACGACCCCUGACCUCUCCUCCCCCUAGGUCAAAAGACUCUCUGCGGCCUUCCCCGCACGCCACUUCCUCUGAGCCUCGCCUGUACCGCAAGACUUUCCUCCUACGCAAGCGAGGCUCUAAACCCAACCUGCAGGCGAGCAGUGUUCCUGCUCUCCCCGGUGAGGAUAGUAGUGUGUCGACACCAACAAGCCCCGGUGAGGGUGGGAUGGUGAACGGCAGCCAAGAAAGUGUUCGUAGUGGUGUGCGACCCAGACUACAACGUCAGAUGGCUCAGUCCAGGAAGACUUUCAGGUUCCGCAAAAGCAAACACGGACAUGCUGAGAUGCAAGAGCGACAACCUCAAGUUGCACACAUUGAUGUUGAGCCGACCCGCCUGCCACCUGUGACAGGAACACAGAUAGUAAGUGGAGAGGUUCCUGCCCUCAGAGAACUCUCUGUGCCUCUCAUACCCGAGGAUGAAUUUACACCUCAGGGCCACACCACCACCAAAAGAGAAAGAUCAAAGCCCAGCAUCAUCCAGUCAGAACCAGAGAGUGUUAGUGAGAUCAGCUACAUGGAGACCUCCACUAUGUCUGGAUAUCGUGAGAGCUUCGGUGGCUUUGAUAUGAGCCUUCAGGAGCUUGAACGCCUUGAGAUGCAGGUGCGUACCGGGAGAUAUAAGGAGCCGUUGACAGGCCAUGCUGGAGCCUCACCAAGAAAAACUUCAGUGGCUGAGACUAGAUUCCAUGACCCUGGGGCCAUUAGUGACAAGACAGCUGAGGUAAUUAUUGCUGCCAGUCCAAAGAUGGACACCACAUGUGUUCCACCACCAGCUCCAUGGGGGUCUGCACCUCCCACUGAGAAGACCAUGCAUCAGGUCCAAGAGUCUCAUCAGCCCAGUAUUGUAGCCCAUCCUCCACAGUCUUCACGUCAGACAACUUACGUUCAACAUUCUCAACUGCCACAUGCUUCUAAUGUUCCCCAUUCUCAGCAGUCUCCCAUUAUUGUGCAACCACCAUACUCUGGCCAUGCAGUACACACACCUCACUCUGUCUCUGUCUCACAAUCUUCACAUUUAAGCCAUGCUGGACAAACACAUCACUGUGUUCAUACAUCACAUGCACCUCAUGGGUCCCAUGCUCCUCACUCAACCCAUGUACCACAUACACCUCAUUCUGUCCAUUUCUCAGAUCUUUCUUAUUCUCGUACUGGGUCAUCCCAUCCCUCACACCUUCACAGUGUUUCUACACCAUUGCAUGGUCAAGUCCUACACACUGCUGUAUCAGUUCCACAGUCCUCUCCCUCUAUUCAUCAUGGGGCACGUACUACCCAGGCUACACACCCAAGUCUUCUUAGUCAUUUUAAACACUCUGGUCAUCCAGGUCGUCCAGUACAUCAUUCACAUGCUACUCAUUCUCCUCGGGAAGUAAGCCAAAUAUAUUGCCACUCAGGGCAUGUAAUGUCAACACAACCAUGUCCAAGUCAUACAUUGCCUUCUACUUCCCCAACACGAGCUACACACACUAUGCACGCAACACAAUUGAUCCAUCAUGUUCAUCAUGACCCUCCUAUUCAGCCAACCCAUGCUGUUCACUCUGUUCCCUCACUCCAGACUAGUCCAUCACGUUACCAAGGUCAAUCAGAACAUCAUGUUAUGCACACUUCUCACCCCAUUUACUCUGUUGAAGGUACCCAGCAUCUUCCUCGCGGCCAAACCACUCAAGGUACCCACCACGAACGUGCGAGUCACUCACAUUAUUCUGGACACCCCUCCCAUGCAACCCAAGCUUCACAAUGUGCUUCACCUGCUCAAGCUGCACAAUCUGCCCGUAUGGUUCAACACUCCCAGCCCACUGUCUGGAGGCACUCUUGGACUGAAGGAGAAGCCAAGGAGCAACGUGUGUGGAUGAAACACGAGAGCGGUGAAGUGCCAGGAGUUGAACGUGAGGACAGGGGAGCACCGGGACAGUGUAGCCAUGAAGGGGUGAGUGCUGGUAUACUAAGACAUGUUUGGGAAGCACAGUCAGAAGGUCGGUCAGAAGACAAUCUGACAACAGGAGAACUAACUUCAUUACUGAAACGUUUUGAACGUCGUACUCCUUCAGAACAAUCCUUACUUGUUGCAGAGAGAGACGAAGAUACUCUAAUUUAAAUAACAACUAACUUGUGUGUGUGUAGUGGAAAUACACUUUCGAUAUUCAAAUCAUUUUACGAAGUAUUACAGUAAUUUAAACAAAAGUUAGUGUGUUUAAAAUUGUGGAAAUAUAAUUUAAGUAUUGAGAUUAUUCAAUGUAUAGAAGUAAUUACCAACAUUUAAAUUUGAUGAAGUUGCUUUUAGUUCACGUGCUAAUAAGGUAUUAUAUUUCACAGAGCACGUAUAUAGGCCUAUACAAACUAUAAAGGCAUAUAUGCCCAUAUAGUAUACCCAUAAUAUGUGUAUACACCCAUAUAGCACGUACUGUAUAUGCCCAUACAUUGUAUAUAUGUGCUAUAUGGACAUGUGCACACUAUAUAUACUGUGGGUCCCUAAAUUAUGAACACUAGCCAAUACAUUUUCUGUGGUUUGGCCAAAAAUUUGAUUUUGCUGAAAAUCGCAGUAUAGGUACAGUACUCCUGAGCAGGCUGAUUCCGAAUCUAUGGUACACAAUUCGAUUGCUGGGCAAUUAGUGGCCGUAAUGAUGCUUUGAAUAUUUUUCAAUGCUAAUUACUCACUAACUAUGGGUUACCAUGGUGUAUUAUAGGUGUUUUUGUGUUAUUCUGGAAGUACUUAAUUAGAUAAAGCCGUUAAAUUCCAAUUCUGAGAGAAAAGUAUUUUUCAGAUUUCAGUUAAAAUAUUUACUUUGAUACAUUUCCAACUUAAGUCAUAAGUAUGUCCUUAGGAACGAAAGUCGUUCAUAUCCUGGGGACCCCUGUACAGUACAGUAAACGUAUAUAUAUAUAUAUCAAGAUUUAUCUUAUCCACGUUUUCAGUAAUAACUUGCUUGUAACCAACGAGUUUUUCCUCUGUGGACGAACUUGUAAUUAUAAUUUGUAUUUGUAUUAGU
Molecule: messenger RNA, 13291 nt
Organism: Homarus americanus (American lobster)
Lineage: Eukaryota; Metazoa; Arthropoda; Malacostraca; Decapoda; Nephropidae
Gene: unc80
Product: protein unc-80 homolog
Exons: 77
Coding region: 643-12399 (3918 amino acids)
Biological process (GO): monoatomic cation homeostasis
Cellular component (GO): axon; cation channel complex
Molecular function (GO): monoatomic cation channel activity
Source: RefSeq, a predicted model, not a curated record